Molecule: messenger RNA, 2410 nt
Organism: Petromyzon marinus (sea lamprey)
Lineage: Eukaryota; Metazoa; Chordata; Hyperoartia; Petromyzontiformes; Petromyzontidae
Source: RefSeq, a predicted model, not a curated record
AUGAUGAUGAUGUUUGCCCACUCGGGCCCCGGGCGACGAAGAGCAUCUGCGUUCCGAGGAGCCGUCGCUCGACACAGAAGUGCAUUUCUUCAUUCCGCUCACAGCUGUCAUCGGCGGGCGCCAUCGCGCGAGCGUUGCAGCGGCAGCGAGAUCGUUCACGAUGACGACGGCGAGAUCGUUCACGAUGACGACGGCGAGAUCGUUCACGUUGACGACGGGGAGAUCGUUCACGAUGACGACGGCGAGAUCGUUCACGUUGACGACGGGGAGAUCGUUCACGAUGACGACGGGGAGAUCGUUCGCGUUGACGGCGGCGAGAUCGUUCGCGUUGACGGCGGCGAGAUCGUUCACGAUGACGAUGGCGAGAUCGUUCACGAUGACGACGGCGAGAUCGUUCACGUUGACGAUGGGGAGAUCGUUCACGAUGACGACGGGGAGAUCAUUCACGAUGACGGCGGCGAGAUCGUUCACGAUGACGACGGCGAGAUCGUUCACGAUGACGACGGCGAGAUCGUUCACAUUGACGAUGGCGAGAUCGUUCACGAUGACGACGGCGAGAUCGUUCACGAUGACGACGGCGAGGUCGUUCACGUUGACGACGGCGAGAUCGUUCACGUUGACGACGGGGAGAUCGUUCACGAUGACGACGGCGAGAUCGUUCACGUUGACGGCGGCGAGAUUGUUCACGAUGACGACGGCGAGAUCGUUCACGAUGACGACGGCGAGAUCGUUCACAUUGACGAUGGCGAAAUCGUUCACGAUGACGACGGCGAGAUCGUUCACGAUGACGACGGCGAGAUCGUUCACGUUGACGACGGCGAGAUCGUUCACGAUGACGACGGCGAGAUCGUUCACGAUGACGACGGCGAGAUCGUUCACGUUGACGAUGGCGAGAUCGUUCACGAUGACGACGGCGAGAUCGUUCACGUUGACGACGGGGAGAUCGUUCACGAUGACGACGGGGAGAUCGUUCGCGUUGACGGCGGCGAGAUCAUUCGCGUUGACGGCGGCGAGAUCGUUCACGAUGACGACGGCGAGAUCGUUCACGACGACGGCGAGAUUGUUCACGUUGACGACGGCGAGAUCGUUCACGUUGACGACGGCGAGAUCGUUCGCGUUGACAGCGGCGAGAUCGUUCAUGAUGACGACGGCGAGAUCGUUCACGAUGACGACGGCGAGAUCGUUCACGUUGACGACAGCGAGAUCGUUCACGAUGACGACGGCGAGAUCGUUCACGUUGACGACGGCGAGAUCGUUCACGUUGACGGCGGCGAGAUCGUUCACGAUGACGAUGGCGAGAUCAUUGACGGCGAGAUCGUUCACGUUGACGAUGGCGAGAUCGUUCACGUUGAUGAUGGCGAGAUCGUUCACGAUGACGAUGGCGAGAUUGUUGACGAUGACGGCGAGAUCGUUCACGUUGACGACGGCGAGAUCGUUCACGAUGACGACGGCGAGAUCGUUCACGUUGACGACGGCGAGAUCGUUCACGAUGACGACGGCGAGAUCGUUCACGUUGACGACAGCGAGAUCGUUCACGAUGACGACGGCGAGAUCGUUCACGUUGACGACGGCGAGAUCGUUCACGUUGACGGCGGCGAGAUCGUUCACGAUGACGAUGGCGAGAUCAUUGACGGCGAGAUCGUUCACGUUGACGAUGGCGAGAUCGUUCACGUUGACGAUGGCGAGAUUGUUGACGAUGACGGCGAGAUCGUUCACGUUGACGACGGCGAGAUCGUUCACGAUGACGAUGGCGAGAUUGUUGACGAUGACGGCGAGAUCGUUCACGUUGACGACGGCGAGAUCGUUCACGAUGACGACGGCGAGGUCGUUCACGUUGACGACGGCGAGAUUGUUCACGAUGACGGCGAGAUUGUUCACGUUGACGAUGGCGAGAUCGUUCACGACGACGGCGAGAUCGUUCACGUUGACGACGGCGAGAUCGUUCACGAUGACGGUGGCGAGAUCGUUCACGAUGACGACGGCGAGAUCGUUCACGUUGACGACGGCGAGUUUGUUCACGAUGAGGACGGCGAGAUCGUUCACGAUGACGACGGCGAGAUUGUUCACGAUGACGGCGAGAUUGUUCACGUUGACGAUGGCGAGAUCGUUCGCGUUGACGACGGCGAGAUUAUUCACGAUGACGGCGAGAUUGUUCACGUUGACGAUGGCGAGAUCGUUCACGUUGACGACGGCGAGAUCGUUCACGUUGACGCACCACCGCCUUGUGCAUGAACAGGGUUGCUGGAGUUGCCGCUCGGUGGUAGGCGUCGUGUGUGCGGUGUGUGUGUUGGGUCCAGCGGUCGGCGCUACGCUGCCAUAUGAACCUGGCGACCCGGGUUCGAUUCCCGCUCACGGCCACCAACACCCAGUGACGAUUAUCCGAACCGGUCCCGGGCCUCCCCUAGGUCGA